This is a messenger RNA of Aedes albopictus (Asian tiger mosquito), 480 nucleotides long. RefSeq lists its product as uncharacterized. The transcript has a single exon. The record is from RefSeq and is a predicted model, not a curated record. Bases 1 to 480 code for a protein of 159 amino acids. NCBI's taxonomy places the organism in Eukaryota, Metazoa, Arthropoda, Insecta, Diptera, Culicidae.
AUGAGAGGAUUGUACGUGAUGCCUAUCCCCUUCCACACCCUGGACGAAUACUUGGCCGCCUGCCGCGGGCCAACUAUCUAUCUACCAUUCUGUUCGUUCAGUGUGCAAGGGAAGGGGAUGUUCCAGUUCACCCGCCUUCCAUUCGGUUUGAUCAACAGUCCAGCUACGCUGGCUCGUUUGAUGAACCGAGUGUUGGGUCAUGGUGCACUGGAUCCGAACGUCUUUGUAUACUUGGACGACAUCGUCAUAUUAUCCGAGACGUUCGAGGAGCACGUACAGCUUCUCAUGGAAGUUGCGAAACGCGGUUUGAUCAACAGUCCAGCUACGCUGACUCGUUUGAUGAACCGAGUGUUUGGCCAUGGUGCACUGGAACCGAUCGUCUUUGUAUACUUGGACGACAUCGUCAUAGUAUCAGAGACGUUCGAGAAGCACGUACAGCUUCUCAUGGAAGUUGCGAGACGCUUGCGAGAAGCCAAUUAA